CCGGCAUUAAGCCUUGAAUGUUGGCCAAGGUACUUGACAGAGAUCACAGUUUGCCUGAAGUAGCUCAGGACAACAGUAAUCCAUUGCUGAGGAUCUGCUAGCCCCACCAUCCCAGCCCAUUCUUUCCUGUCCCAACAUGGGACUGAAGACUUGUGAGCGUUGGUCCAUUCUUGUACUCUUCUUCCUACCGUUCUGCCUGUGUCAGGAGGAUUACAUGGAGGAACCUUUUGAACCUAUGGAGAAGCCACAUUCCGAAUGCAAUCAGUGCUGUCGUCGAGGAGAAGCAGGUCCCCGCGGCUGGCCAGGAGCCCCGGGUUCACCUGGAAUUCCUGGAAACCACGGAAACAAUGGGAACAAUGGUCUACCGGGGCACGAGGGGAUAAAGGGCGACAAGGGCGAUAAGGGGCACAUAGGUCUACGAGGAGAACGGGGGACACAGGGUAUUCAAGGAGAGAAGGGGCAAGCUGGGAUUCCAACAGAAUUCAAGGUGGCUUUCAUGGCUUCCAUGGCAACUCAUUUCACCAACCAAAACAGUGGCAUCAUUUUCAGCAGUGUAGAGACCAAUGUUGGAAACCAUUUUGACGUGAUGACAGGGAGGUUCACUGUUCCUGUACCAGGAGUCUAUUUCUUUAUUUUCAAUAUGAUGAAGCACGAAGAUGUGGCGGAUACGUCCGUUUUCCUCAUGCACAAUGGCAAUGCCGUCAUAACUGUGUACAGCUCUGAGGCGAAAGGCAAACAUGACAGCUCAGGGAACAGUGGAGUGCUUAAGCUUUCCACAGGUGACGAAGUGUGGCUGAGGAUGGGAAAUGGAGCUCUCUACGGGGACCAUCAACGUUUCUGUACAUUCUCUGGGUUCCUACUCUUCGAGCUCAACUAAAAACAACAAUAAAUCUCCCAAACGGGUUAAAUCCAAGGAUUAUUAUUAUUAGGUACGGUAAUGCUUACCGAUCCGAUUUAACCCUUCACAGCCUUCGUUUGCACGAGUCCGUCCUAGUCCGUUUAAAGUGAUGAGGAAAUGUUCGGUAAAGCAUAAAAGUUAUUCGUCUUCUGUUUGGGUUUGGAAUUGCAGUUCCUCUCCCUUCACACAUAUACACAUAUGUAAGCACAUAUAGAUAAAUAUACAUACAUAAAC
Callorhinchus milii (elephant shark) is the source of this 1132-nucleotide messenger RNA. RefSeq names its product C1q and TNF related 3. The record is from RefSeq and is a predicted model, not a curated record. The transcript is spliced from 6 exons. Bases 137 to 877 code for a protein of 246 amino acids. Gene Ontology annotation, molecular function: protein binding. Lineage: Eukaryota; Metazoa; Chordata; Chondrichthyes; Chimaeriformes; Callorhinchidae.